Messenger RNA from Strongylus vulgaris, 749 nucleotides. The record is from the annotation of a GenBank genome assembly. NCBI's taxonomy places the organism in Eukaryota, Metazoa, Nematoda, Chromadorea, Rhabditida, Strongylidae.
AUGUGCGACCGCACAGUUUGGGCAAGAGUAUUCACAAGCAGGACUAUUUUCCAGAAGGUUUCAUCAAAUUUUGGAGAAAUAGGACAGAACAUCAAGAUACUCAUGAAUGAGUUCCAACAAAAAUCACAGAUACACAAGAACUUGGAGUCUAUAGCAGAUAUGAAGAACUUUGUAGAAGAAUAUCCGCAAUUCGAAAAAAUAUCAGGAACCGUUUCGAAGCACGUCACGUUGGUCGGAGAGCUCAGCAAAAUUGUAGCAAAUCAAAAUCUUUUGGAAAUCUCAGAGGUGGAACAAAGCAUUAUCGCUGAAGGAGAUCAUUCGCGAUGUUUGGAGCGAAUCCGAGCUCUCAUAAAUCAUCCCAAGACGACCAAUUUGAAUGCACUGCGAUUAGUUUUGCUUUAUGCGUUGAGAUUCGAAGGAAAUCCCAGCAACGAUCUCAAUGGCUUAGUAGGCUCGCUCAAGAGGGAUACUGACUCAGCUAACAUAGUGCGGUCUUUAUUGCGAUAUGCGGGCUCUGCUCGUAGAAAAACUGAUUUUCGGCUCGACUAUGGAAAUGACAAAGAGGUGAGUUUGUUAAUGAAGCAAGCUGCAACACUAGCAAAUAACGCGUUUAUCAAAGGAUUGAAAGGGGUUGAGAACAUCUAUACGCAGCACGAACCGUAUAUCAAGACCAUUGUGGAAAACGUAGUAAGAGGAAAGCUGUCCGACCAACAGUAUCCUUAUGUGCCAGGAGAUAUCGCCAAGUAAGU